CCUCCAUAAAUUUCAUCUGGAUCCCAUGCUCUGAAACUGUGAUUCAGCGUAUCCAAAAACUCUGCGCCGCCCAUGCUCUCAACGACAUCCACACACCCACACUCUAAAUGUUUGAUGCAUUUGUUAUAACACCAGUGACGGACUUACAUAGACGAAACGUCAGAUAAAGACAUUUUUCGACAUAAUGUGCUUUAUCAGAUGAUGCAUGUUUGCCUAGUGAUAUCAUUACAUGUGGAAAAAUUCACAUGCUCGAUAAAUAUUUACUGGCAACACUCCUUUUGAAACCCUCCAUAAAACAUCUGGAAAACAGAACGAAUUUUUUACCAACAAUAAAAGGUAAUUUCGUCGAACAAAGAAAGAUGGCUACAAUUAUUCCAUCUGCCGAGAAUUCUCAAGCACACAACUAUAAUGUGGAAAAUUUUGUUUUAAUGUGGGCCGAUGCUUCUGUGAAUAGCAUUAAAGAAAAUCUACAGGCACAAAAGAGUUUAACUCAAAUUCAUAAUCAAUUUAACACAUUUGAAUCUGUUGAUGAGUGUGAAAAUGCUAUUCAACAACUUCCCAAAACAAGUCGAGCUAUUAUUAUUGUCAGUGGAGGAUUCGAAACUAAAGUACCGGAUACGUUUCGAUACUCUUCGAAAUAUCUUGUUAUUGCGGGUGAACUUCAAUAUACCGAAAAAACGAUGAAAGAUAUUGCAACUGAAAUUGUUAAUCGAUUUAAAAGCGAUCCAAAUCAUGACUUCAAUGCACUUAUUUCUGAAACUGUAGAGCCAAUUAUGUAUUUAUUGAAACGUGAACAAAAUCUUGCAGAUUUUUCCGGUCAAUUCAAACGUUUACUUUCAAAAGAAAAAGAUAUUCCUUGUGUAAGUCAACGGUUUUUAAUUGACACUAUCAUGAUGAACUCCGAUCGAUUUCUCUGUCGACGUUUAACAUCUCUUCUCUGCAAACGUAAUUCUGUCCCAAUGAUUCAACCUCCUCUCGGUUCUACGAACAACGAAUAUCGUUCGAUAUCUAACAUCAUUCAUGUAUGGGAUUAUUAUCGACCCGUGUUACUCUCUUUCGGCAUUGGACAAUGUAAAGGAAAAACUUCAUUAAUAAAUACUCUGUUCGACAGUAACUUCGAACAGUCAAUGAAAGAUAGAUAUUUUUCUGCCACCGUCGAUGUUGAUUUCGGCUAUCAUUUCAUUGAACGACGUCCUAUAAAUAUUGCGGAUACUCAUGGGGAAAUUUCCAGUGAAAAUCUUGCUCAAAUAUCGAUGUUAUUCAAUGGUUUUCUCAUUCAUGUCGAUUCAAAAUAUUUAUGUUCAAAUCAAUGGAAUGUGAUCAAAUAUCUGAAAUUACUCUCUUCUCAAAGCUAUGUUCUACUACUUAUUCGUGAUGUUGACGGUGAAAAUGAUGAGAAAAUACAAUCGACCGUUGAAACUAUAUGUUCUGUUUGUUCUCAUUGUCAAAGUCAUUAUUUGCCAAAUGUUACCGACAAAACUACGGAAGAGAACAGAGAGAAAAUUGAUGAAGUACGUGAAAAGAUCUUUCGUGAUACAGCUCAACUUCAAUGUUUGGAUGAGAAAUCAAUUCAAGAACAUCUCAAAAGACUACUAAAUAACACUCAAAAAGAAAUCAUUGAACAAGACAUAGCUUUUAUUGAUUCUAUUCGAUCUAUUCUUAUCGAUGAUGCUGCCAAAAGCCCAGCAAAAUUGGCUUUACUUUUCGAAAUUCAAUUUAAAGAAAUUCCAAUAGCUAGUAUUUAUGGAACAUUAAUCAAUGUUCAAAGUAAAACCAACAAGAACCAACUCAUUCCACUUGAUUAUGAUUACAUUCUUGUUAUUGAUACGGAAGGUUUACUGUCUAUUCAGAAACAUGAUGAGCAAUACGAUAAACGGCUAAUUCUCUUCUGUUUAGCUGUAUCCCAUCUGGUGAUUGUUAAUGUUGAAAUUGAAAUAAAUGAAGCAGUGAGAAAGUUUUUUGUCCUUUGUACACAAGCUCUCAAAUAUCUUGGUGAGACGCGUGUUACACGACCAACAGUGCAUUUCGUUCUUAACAAACGGCCCAAUCCGGAUGAAGAAUAUUGUAAAACACUUCUUGAAUGUGUUCGUACAACUUUAAAAAAUAAUAAGUUAGACAAUGAAAUCAAUCUUCAGCCCGACAAUUUUCAUGUUUUAUCAACAGCAUUUAACCGAAAUCCGUUUGACAUUUUGAAUGGAAAAUGUGCAGCAUUCUCGACCGACAUAAGAUUUGUAACAAAUGUUCAAAAGCUUUGUAAAUUUCUCAUCGAUACUUCAUCUGAUAUUAUUCGACAAACUGGUGAUGAUUUCUGUGUACCGACAAGUUGGAUCGCAUUUGCGAAUAGAGUACUUCAAACAAUCAAAAAACAUCCUGAUCUAACACAUUUUCAAGAUGUCUUCGAACGUGAUCAAUACAACAAAAUACGAGACGAUAUUCGACGCGAUUUUGAUCAAUAUUUAUCUCCCACAGUCGCUCGUUAUCUAAUGGACAAAGAAAAACAGAACAGUACUGAUCAUAUCAAAGAUUCCUUCAAGAUUGAAUAUGAACGUAUUUUAAAAACUCUUGAAGACAGACUUCGAGAACAUUGUGGACAAUGUCAAGCAAGUGAGAAUAUUCAGGAACGAUCAUCGCGAUUUAUGCAAGUACAAUUAAUCAAUAUCUUUCGAUCAUGGGAAGUUUCAGCUAGAAUGGCAUCCGAGCGAUACAAAAUCGAUCAAAUAGUCAAUGAUAUCGAGAACAAACUUCGAGCAAAAGCAAUCAGUGUCACUCAUAAAAAUUAUCUCAUGAAUAAACAAUCGGCAACAGAGAUGUUUGAUGAAGAAUUAAAAGAUAUAUUCAUCCAAAUAAAAGACAAAUUCAAAUCUGAAAUGGUAUGGAAACAAUCGAUUGACAUGGUUUCUCAUCUGUGUGAUGUACUCGACAAAGAUGUAUUGCCAACCGGAAAUAAUAUACUCGUCUAUUUACCUUUUCUCAAGACUCUGGAUAAUGGUUCAACAGAUCAGUCGAUCUCAAUGGAUGAUUGUCUAUCAGAAAUUCGUGCCAAAUUUAUAUCUGAAGCUUCGAGUUUAGAUCCAUUAACUUCACAUCUGAUCAAUAUGUCUUCAUUGAUCUCCCGCAAUGAAAUAAAACAAUCGCACAAGUUUCUCAACAAUGAUGAAUUAUCAAGAAUAUAUUUUGUCAUGUAUCCGGAUGGCAAAAAGACAAGAGAAUCAGUCAGAAAAGGUGCACGUCAACUAUAUUCUCAGCUUUUCAACGACAAUUGGAAAACUAUUGUUCAAAUAUCGAAAUGUUUCGAAGUCUUACUGGCUGACAUAAAAGAAAUUUUAACUUCAACAAAUAAUGAUGAGCCUUCGACUGAAAUAACACUUGUACAAAAAAUUUUAGGAGCAGUGAACAAACUCACACAAGAUUUUAACAAUGAAUUAAACAUAUUUAAUUUCUGUUUAUCUAAACAAUUUCGUAGUACUUUGUACAUUUGCGCUGUCAUAUCAACAGCUUUAUAUUAUUACAAUCGACAAAAAACUCAUUUUCUUCAUGUUAUCAGAUGUGCAUCUGAAAACAAGUCAAAAUUGAUCGAACGAUUUCUUCCUUGGGUUGUUCUAAUUGAAAAUGAUGAUGAAAAUGUAGCCAUUAAUUGUAUCAAUGAACUUUCUCAAGUGUUGUGUCAAUUAUUUGAACCACAAAUCAAAGAAAUUAUCGAAAAGCAUAUUAACAACGAAAUGAUAAAAACGUUGAAUCGAUGUUCUAUUAUCAAAGAACUCGAUGAUGAAGUCUAUCAUGCUACCGAUGAUUGGCUUAAACGUUAUGUUCUUUAUCCUAUUGAUUUGAUCGUCGAACGAUUUAACGAAAAAUGGACGAGAGUCAAAGCAACAGUAGAUGAAAAGCUUAACAUGAUCGUGAAUUUAGUUUCGAUGAGAUUACGUGAAAUUUUUCAGUUAAUAAAAACUGUCAAUACAAUUUCGCAAGAACUAGGAGCACAUUCUCUUUCGUUCGUCGACAGUUUAUUCCAAUUAAAAGGCGAACAAAGGACUGAUCAUGUAAACGAUAAGCAAUUUUGCAUGGCCAAACUCUUCUAUCUCUAUCUUGUUGGUGAAGAUAUCCCAAGAGAAAUCUAUACUAGAAAUGGUUCAAUCUACACAGUUGAUUCUAGAUGGCAAAUAAUCAUUGAUAAUUUUCCAAAACCAAGUGCAAAAAUCAAGCAGGUUUUUCGUUUGCUUCAAAACGCAUUUGAAAUGUCUACAAUCAGUUAUCUUGGUUUUUUUCUCGAUAAAAUUCUCACUCGACAGAAUGAAAUUGAAUUAGCAGUGUCAAAUCAAAUGACUUCAUUUAUUCAAAAGACAUAUCUAAUCAUUAAAGAACAAUUAAGCAAUCGAAUGCGAGGUUGUCAAGCUCAAUGUCCUUGUUGCAAGCGUAUUUGUGAUGUUGAUCAUCAUUUAAACAUUACUUCUCCGAUUGGACAAGAAGAAAACAGACAUCGCUGCCAAUUCGGUCAUCAAAUUCGUGGUAUGGGUGGUAUACGUUAUGAAAUUACUGAUGAAGCUUCAACAUCAUGGUGUGAGAUCAUCAAAGACAAUGAUCCAAUAACUACUAGUAAAAAUAUUCGACAGACAUGGAAGAAUUUUAAGAGUGCCAAUGCUGAUUGGGAUUUUGGCGAUGAUCUCAGAGUUCGAGAAACAUUGGCAACAUCGUAUCCCUAUAUUUGGGAAAAAAUUGGUAAACAGUUAUGUGACCACUUCGGUAAUGGAAUGAAAUUUGUCAAACAAAAUACUCCACCAGUGGUGAAUCACUUCAUCUUUGUACUUGAUCAUUCUGGUUCAAUGAAUGAAAGAAGUAAUAUAUUGACGCGACUGAUGACUCUGACUGCCAUAGCGAACAAUUCUAAUGAAACAAAUCUCAGUCCAUGGGAACAUUUGCGUCGAGCUAUCAAAGGAUUUAUUGAUAUUCGUAUUAAGCAAGUAUCCCUGAACGAUGAAAUCACGAUGAUUCUAUUCGCUAGCCGAGCAGAACGAAUUUACAAUCGAGAAAGACUGACUAACAUCGACUUCAAUCGAAUCAACACAUCGAUGAAGGUUUGUGGUGAUGACACGAAUUUUUCUGUUGCAUUUCAGAUGGUCAUCAAAACACUUGAAGAAGUCAAUAACGAUUCAGAACGAAAUAAGUUGCGGCAAACAAUUAUUUUCAUGACUGAUGGGGAACCUGAAAGAUAUCCGACUACAGAGUUACAACAGUUACGUGAUUACAGGACAGGUUCGUAA
Rotaria sp. Silwood1 is the source of this 5255-nucleotide messenger RNA. Lineage: Eukaryota; Metazoa; Rotifera; Eurotatoria; Philodinida; Philodinidae. The record is from the annotation of a GenBank genome assembly.